Messenger RNA from Helianthus annuus (common sunflower), 1236 nucleotides. RefSeq lists its product as uncharacterized. The coding region runs from base 1 to 1236 and encodes 411 amino acids. The record is from RefSeq and is a predicted model, not a curated record. Lineage: Eukaryota; Viridiplantae; Streptophyta; Magnoliopsida; Asterales; Asteraceae. The transcript is spliced from 3 exons.
AUGGAACCGACCCCAUACGGUCAAUUUUCCGCCACUGCUUUUGCGGCUUUCCAAAACUCUAUGAAUGUUUUUGCGAGUACGCAACAAAAUCAAGCCAUACAAAACUUGAUGAUGCGUAACCCUUUUAACAUGCAACCCGUUGAACCUUCCCAACCAUCGCAACCUAUUCGAACCGAACCCGAUGACGAUGUCAUUGAAGUCAUUCCCGAGACCCAACCGCAAACAACCAAACGAAAAAAAGGAAAGAAAGUUGCGGUUGACCAAAGCCAACCUUCCAAACCGAAGCCGAAACAAUGGACGCAACUCGAGGAGGAAGCCUUAGCGAAGGCUUAUAUAGGCUCGUCCACACACCCCAUUAAAGGUAACAAUCAAACGGGUGAGGGUUUUUGGAAAUCGGUGUUGGCGAAGUUUCUUGAGCUAAUGGAACAAGGACCGUAUCGAGAUGUCGACUCGGUAUCGUCGAAGUGGCGCAAGAUGAGUGGGCUCGUCAACAAGUUUUCGGAGGAAUAUAAUAAAAUAUAUACAAGUGGGCGUCGUAGUGGGAUGAGCGACGAGGAUGUCUUCAAAAAGGCAUUGGAUGUUUACAAGACGAACCAUAAAACCACGUUCGCACACGUUCGGGCUUGGGAAGUUAUGCGAACGGCCCCAAAGUGGGCGUCGGUUACGAACGAGGUGGAGAUGGCAAAACGUCAAAAAAACUCGGAGACCUGUAGUUAUAGCACCGACGGCUUGGACGCAAGAUGUCACAUUAAUUUAAACGACGACUCCGAGUUCGAUGAAGAAGUGUAUGUCGUAAGGGAAGCGGAACGUCCCCCGGUCCGGGACAAAUCAAAGAAGGAGGCGGCCUCAAAGAAAGAAAAGCAAAAGGUUAGCGAUCCGAAGAUGGAGGAGUUUAUGACGCAAUUUAAAACUUACUCGAAGGUCACGGCCCAAAAGGCGAAGGCGAAGGAACGGGCGGUCGAAGAAAAGGCACACGUGUCGGGAGAAAGGUUACGAUUGGCCGAUGAUAAGGUUCGGGUUAAAGAGUGGGAUAUAUUGACGAUGGAUGUUGAUAAUUGUCCUGAACCAAAAUGUUCCACUUUAAAGAAAUUGCAAGAAGACAUCAUGAAGAAGCAUCAAAAUCUUACCGUCUUUCAUCAUCAUCAUCGCAGAGGAGGACCACAAAAGUUACAGAUCAUCACCGUGACCAUCAUCUUCGCCGGAAUACUCUCUCUCACAGAUCUCAAAUUCCAUUGA